AUGCCCCAGAAGUAUAUGCCCCAGAAGUAUCUGCCCCAGAAGUAUAUGCCCCAGAAGUAUAUGCCCCAGAAUUAUCUGCCCCAGACGUAUCUGCCCCAGAAGUAUAUGCCCCAGAAGUAUAUGCCCCAGAAGUAUCUGCCCCAGAAGUAUAUGCCCCAGAAGUAUCUGCCCCAGAAUUAUCUGCCCCAGAAGUAUCUGCCCCAGAAGUAUAUGCCCCAGAAGUAUCUGCCCCAGAAGUAUCUGCCCCAGAAGUAUAUGCCCCAGAAGUAUCUGCCCCAGAAGUAUCUGCCCCAGAAGUAUAUGCCCCAGAAGUAUAUGCCCCAGAAGUAUCUGCCCCAGAAGUAUCUGCCCCAGAAGUAUUUGCCCCAGAAGUAUAUGCCCCAGAAGUAUCUGCCCCAGAAGUAUCUGCCCCAGAAGUAUCUUCCCCAGAAGUAUAUGCCCCAGAAGUACCUGCCCCAGAAGUAUAUGCCCCAGAAGUAUCUGCCCCAGAAGUAUAUGCCCCAGAAGUAUCUGCCCCAGAAGUAUAUGCCCCAGAAGUAUCUGCCCCAGAAGUAUAUGCCCCAGAAGUAUAUGCCCCAGAAGUAUCUACCCCAGAAGUAUAUGCCCCAGAAGUAUCUGCCCCAGAAGUAUCUGCCCCAGAAGUAUAUGCCCCAGAAGUAUAUGCCCCAGAAGUAUCUGCCCCAGAAGCAUAUGCCCCAGAAGUAUCUGCCCCAGAAGUAUAUGCCCCAGAAGUAUCUGCCCCAGAAGUAUAUGCCCCAGAAGUAUCUGCCCCAGAAGUAUAUGCCCCAGAAGUAUAUGCCCCAGAAGUAUAUGUCCCAGAAGUAUAUGCCCCAGAAGUAUAUGCCCCAGAAGUAUCUGCCCCAGAAGUAUAUGCCCCAGAAGUAUCUGCCCCAGAAGUAUAUGCCCCAGAAGUAUCUGCCCCAGAAGUAUAUGCCUCAGAAGUAUCUGCCCCAGAAGUAUCUGCCCCAGAAGUAUAUGCCCCAGAAGUAUCUGCCCCAGAAGUAUAUGCCCCAGAAGUAUCUGCCCCAGAAGUAUAUGCCCCAGAAGUAUCUACCCCAGAAAAUAUAUGCCCCAGAAGUAUCUGCCCCAGAAGUAUAUGCCCCAGAAGUGUCUGCCCCAGAAGUAUAUGCCCCAGACGUAUCUGCCCCAGAAGUAUAUGCCCCAGAAGUAUAUGCCCCAGAAGUAUCUGCCCCAGAAGUAUCUGCCCCAGAAGUAUAUGCCCCAGAAGUAUCUGCCCCAGAAGUAUAUGCCCCAGAAGUAUCUGCCCCAGAAGUAUAUGCCCCAGAAGUAUAUGCCCCAGAAGUAUAUGCCCCAGAAGUGUCUGCCCCAGAAGUAUAUGCCCCAGAAGUAUAUGCCCCAGAAGUAUAUGCCCCAGAAGUAUAUGCCCCAGAAGUAUAUGCCCCAGAAGUGUCUGCCCCAGAAGUAUAUGCCCCAGAAGUAUAUGCCCCAGAAGUGUCUGCCCCAGAAGUAUAUGCCCCAGAAGUAUAUGCCCCAGAAGUAUAUGCCCCAGAAGUGUCUGCCCCAGAAGUAUAUGCCCCAGAAGUAUAUGCCCCAGAAGUAUAUGCCCCAGAAGUAUAUGCCCCAGAAGUGUCUGCCCCAGAAGUAUAUGCCCCAGAAGUAUAUGCCCCAGAAGUAUAUGCCCCAGAAGUGUCUGCCCCAGAAGUAUAUGCCCCAGAAGUAUAUGCCCCAGAAGUAUAUGCCCCAGAAGUGUCUGCCCCAGAGUAUAUGCCCCAGAAGUAUAUGCCCCAGAAGUAUAUGCCCCAGAAGUGUCUGCCCCAGAAGUAUAUGCCCCAGAAGUAUAUGCCCCAGAAGUGUCUGCCCCAGAAGUAUAUGCCCCAGAAGUAUAUGCCCCAGAAGUAUAUGCCCCAGAAGUAUAUGCCCCAGAAGUGGUGGUAUGCAAGAAAAACUGUCGGUAAUCUGUCGAUUAAAUGA
This is a messenger RNA of Xyrauchen texanus (razorback sucker), 1932 nucleotides long. RefSeq lists its product as uncharacterized. The coding region runs from base 1 to 1932 and encodes 643 amino acids. The transcript is spliced from 2 exons. NCBI's taxonomy places the organism in Eukaryota, Metazoa, Chordata, Actinopteri, Cypriniformes, Catostomidae. The record is from RefSeq and is a predicted model, not a curated record.